GUCUUUUUCUCUUAUUUCCACCAGAUGUCCAACAGCAGCUCCAUCACCCAGUUCCUCCUCCUGGCUUUCACAGACACACGGGAGCUGCAGCUCUUGCACUUCUGGCUCUUCCUGGGCAUCUACCUGGCUGCCCUCCUGGGCAACGGCCUCAUCAUCACCACCAUCGCCUGUGACCACCACCUCCACACUCCCAUGUACUUCUUCCUCCUCAACCUCUCCAUCCUCGAUGUGGGCUUCAUCUCCACCACUGUCCCCAAAUCAAUGGCCAAUUCCCUCUGGGACAACAGAGCCAUUUCCUACAGAGGAUGUGUGGUCCAACUCUUUGUUUUAUUCUUUUUCAUUUCAACAGAGAUAACCCUUCUCACGGUCAUGUCCUAUGACCGCUACGUUGCCAUCUGCAAACCCCUGCACUACGGGACCCUCCUGGGCAGCAGAGCUUGUGUCCACGUGGCAGCAGCUGCCUGGGGCGCUGGGUUUCUCAAUGCUCUGCUGCACACGGCCAAUACCUUUUCCCUGCCCCUCUGCCAGGGCAAUGCUGUGGACCAGUUCUUCUGUGAAAUCCCACAGAUCCUCAAGCUCUCCUGCUCACAGUCCUACUUGAGGGAGGUUGGGCUUCUUGUGGUUGGUGUCUGUUUAUCUUUUGGCUGUUUUGUUUUCAUUGUGGUGUCCUAUGUGCAGAUCUUCAGGGCUGUGCUGAGGAUCCCCUCUGAGCAGGGACGGCACAAAGCCUUUUCCAUGUGCCUCCCUCACCUGGCUGUGGUCUCCCUGAUUGUCAGCACUGGUCUGAUUGCCUACUUGAAACCUCCAUCCACCUCCUGCCCAUCCCUGGACCUCGUGGUGUCAUUACUGUAUGCGGUGGUGCCUCCGGCAGUGAACCCCCUCAUCUACAGCUUAAGGAAUCAGGAGUUCAAGGAUGCCGUAGGCAAACUGCCCCAAAGGACGCUGUUUCACCGACAAUAA
This is a messenger RNA of Cuculus canorus (common cuckoo), 960 nucleotides long. RefSeq names its product olfactory receptor 14A16-like. The transcript has a single exon. Gene Ontology annotation, biological process: G protein-coupled receptor signaling pathway. Lineage: Eukaryota; Metazoa; Chordata; Aves; Cuculiformes; Cuculidae. The record is from RefSeq and is a predicted model, not a curated record. The coding region runs from base 25 to 960 and encodes 311 amino acids. Gene Ontology annotation, cellular component: membrane. Gene Ontology annotation, molecular function: G protein-coupled receptor activity; olfactory receptor activity.